Molecule: messenger RNA, 816 nt
Organism: Pocillopora meandrina
Lineage: Eukaryota; Metazoa; Cnidaria; Anthozoa; Scleractinia; Pocilloporidae
Source: the annotation of a GenBank genome assembly
AUGGAGCGUUUGUCGACAACAUUGGGCAGGAAGAAAGCAGUAGAUCCCAGUACCAUCCACACAACACAACUAUCUCGCUGUUUGAGCAAGUUUGAUUUAACCUCCCUCGGCGUCGCUACUACUCUUGGAGCAGGAAUAUACAUAUUAAGCGGAACAUUAGCGCGAGGUGUGGCAGGACCAGGGAUAGUCAUAUCGUUCUUCAUUGCUGGAUUGGCAAGUUUAUUGGCAGGACUCUGUUACGCUGAGUUUUCGGCGCGUGUUCCGCGCGUUGGUUCGGCUUACACGUUCGCUUACGUAACAAUCGGCGAACUAUGCGCUUUUAUAAUCGGUUGGAACUUGUUCCUUGAAUAUGUAAUUGCAGUGUCGUCAAUGGCUCGUGCUUGGAGUUCGUACUUGGAUGCUUCUUUGUUAAAUGACGCUAUCAAGAACUUUACGAUCACGGGAAUUGGAAAACUCGGCGUUUCCGGAGUAAUCGUGAGCUACCCCGACUUUUUCGCGUUUUUUCUGGUAUUAGUUGUUUCCGCGAUUUUAUGCUUCAAAGUGAAAUUUACCUCAGUGACAACUAAUGUUAUAACAACGGUAAACAUUCUUGUGAUAAUAUUUAUUAUCAUAUUUGGAGCCAUCUUUGCCGAGAGAAAGAACUGGACGGAUGAUUUUUUGCCCUAUGGUUUUUCAGGCGUCCUCACAGCUGCAGCACCUGCCUUCUUUGCGUUUGUGGGAUUUGAUGUGAUCGCAACCGCAGUGGAGGAGUCGAACAACCCUUCUAAGGAUGUACCAGUCGCCAUGAUCCUUACAAUUGGUAAGUUGUACUUGUAA